CUGGCAGCAAAAAAGGAGGAAAGAAUUUAACUGCGCAAAAGUCCUGUGUGGUGACGGAUGUCCAAAGUUCAGAACUUUUUCAAUGUGCGUUUCAUAGAGACACAGAGAUGGGGACGGCUUAAACACCACUGAGAUCCAGCACGUUGCACUGUUGUUAAGACUUUCCUCUCCUUUUGCUUUUUACGUGAGCAGUGAGGAACCGUGAUUUGAGCGCCUCAUCAUUCAGAGGAGGGAGAAGUGGAGCUCUCCGUCUGCGUAUUUUGGAGCCUUAUUUUCAAAGUGAAGACAUGCAGGCUCGCUACUCCGUUUCCAGUCCCAACUCGCUGGGCGUCGUGCCGUACAUCAGCAGCGACCCGAGCUACUACCGGGCCGCUGCCGGUGGGGGAUACACCGGGAUGCCAGCACCCAUGAACAUGUACUCUCAUGCGGCUCAUGACCAAUACCCUGCCAGCAUGGCCCGGGCGUAUGGACCGUACACCCCUCAACCUCAGCCCAAGGAUAUGGUCAAACCCCCCUAUAGUUAUAUUGCGCUCAUCACCAUGGCUAUCCAAAACUCGCCUGACAAGAAGGUGACCCUGAAUGGGAUUUACCAGUUUAUCAUGGAGAGGUUCCCCUUUUACCGAGACAACAAGCAGGGCUGGCAGAACAGCAUCAGGCACAAUCUGUCUCUGAAUGAGUGUUUUGUCAAAGUGCCCCGUGAUGAUAAAAAACCCGGUAAAGGCAGCUACUGGACCCUGGACCCGGACUCUUACAACAUGUUUGAAAACGGGAGCUUCUUGAGAAGGCGACGACGGUUUAAGAAGAAGGACGUGCAGAAAGAGAAAGACGACCGGCUGCAGAAGGAUCUGCCGCCGAGGCAGCAAGGCCGGGAGCAGGAGCAGCCGGUGCAGGGCUCCAAGCCCGUGAGGAUCCAGGAUAUUAAGACUGAGAACGGGACAGUCACGCCACCGCAGGCCGACUCGCCCUCUUUGAGCACCGUGCCCAAAAUCGAGAGCCCGGACAGCAGUAGCAUGUCCAGCGGGAGCCCUCACAGCAUCCCAUCCAAUAGGUCCAUCGGCAUGGACAGCUCCGAGCACCACCAGCACCACGGCCAGGCCUCGACGCAGGGCUUCAGCGUAGACAACAUCAUGACCUCCCUCCGGGGGUCUCCACAAGGGGCCACUGAGCUCACCUCCAGCCUCAACGCUUCCACCAGGACAGGUAUAACACCGUCUUUGUCCUUAAACUAUUCUCCCAAUCAGACAUCCGUCUAUAGUUCACCCUGUAACCAAAACUCCAUCUCCACUACCUCCAAUGCAACCUACCAUUGUAACAUGCAAGCCAUGAGCUUGUAUGCCGGGGACAGAUCUAGCCACUUGGCGCCGAGCACCACCGUGGACGAAACGUUGCCAGAUUACUCAGUCACUACCACCUCAUCCUCCCUGACCCAUGGCAAUCUAAACUCCGGGCAGGAGGGCCACCAUCCCCACCAAGGGAGGCUGACCUCAUGGUACCUCAACCAGGCCGGAGACCUGGGCCAUCUGGGCGCAACGUACCCAGCACAGCAGCAGAACUUCCAUUCAGUCCGAGAGAUGUUUGAAUCCCAGAGAAUUGGCUUGAAUAAUUCGCCAGUGAAUGGGAAUAACAGCUGUCAGAUGUCAUUCCCACCGAGCCAAUCCAUCUAUCGCACUUCGGGAGCUUUCGUGUAUGACUGCAGCAAGUUCUGACCAACCCCCCCCCC
Micropterus salmoides (largemouth bass) is the source of this 1720-nucleotide messenger RNA. RefSeq names its product forkhead box C1a (gene foxc1a). Gene Ontology annotation, molecular function: RNA polymerase II cis-regulatory region sequence-specific DNA binding; DNA-binding transcription factor activity, RNA polymerase II-specific. The record is from RefSeq and is a predicted model, not a curated record. The coding region runs from base 288 to 1706 and encodes 472 amino acids. NCBI's taxonomy places the organism in Eukaryota, Metazoa, Chordata, Actinopteri, Centrarchiformes, Centrarchidae. Gene Ontology annotation, biological process: regulation of transcription by RNA polymerase II; anatomical structure morphogenesis; cell differentiation. The transcript has a single exon.